This is a messenger RNA of Megalobrama amblycephala (Wuchang bream), 2628 nucleotides long. RefSeq names its product zinc finger protein-like 1 (gene zfpl1). Gene Ontology annotation, cellular component: Golgi apparatus. Bases 165 to 1121 code for a protein of 318 amino acids. The record is from RefSeq and is a predicted model, not a curated record. The transcript has 8 exons. NCBI's taxonomy places the organism in Eukaryota, Metazoa, Chordata, Actinopteri, Cypriniformes, Xenocyprididae.
ACGCCAUUGCUCUGCGACGGUAGCGGAAGAGACGUGGCAAAAAAGCAAUCUGACGAGAUAUUAAAAAAAUAUUGAGGAAAGUACUCGAGAGUGCACGGCUUCAUGUUGAUAUUUGCAUCAGUUUGUGGUUGACCGGUAUUUCUGUUUAUAUUUUCAGGGAAAUCAUGGGUUUGUGCAAGUGUCCUAAGAGGAAGGUUACGAACCUGUUCUGCUUUGAACAUCGUGUCAACGUGUGUGAGCACUGUCUUGUAUCCAAUCACAACAAGUGUAUUGUACAGUCAUACCUACAGUGGCUACAAGACAGCGAUUACAACCCCAACUGCAGCCUCUGCAGCCAGCCCUUAGAUUCCCAGGAUACUGUUCGACUGGUUUGCUAUGAUUUAUUCCACUGGUCAUGUCUGAAUGAGUUGGCCUCCCGUCAGCCUCUCUACACGGCACCUGCUGGGUACCAGUGCCCAACAUGCCAGGGUCCUGUGUUCCCACCCCCAAACCUGGCCAGUCCAAUUGCAGACAUGCUGAGAGAACAACUGUCCUCCGUCAACUGGGCUAGAGCAGGACUGGGCCUUCCACUGAUUGAAGACCCACCAGAGAGGGAGGAAGCCUCAACACAUGAUGUUACGUGUUACUCUGAAUGGUCAACUUUUGAGACCCCGGAAGUGGAUAUAAUGAUGUCAAACCCCACACUCACCAAUCUACCACCCCAUCAGGAAGUGGAGCACAUCCACAAUAAUGGAGAACUGAGUGCCCAGAAACACUCCGUCAUCAAUAUGAGCACCACCUCUACCACUGACACAGUCACCAUCAACACAGCUACUUCCCCAAGAAAAGUGUACGACACAAGGGAUUCAGGAAACAGUGAAGUGAUGCAGAUUGACUUUGAUGAUGAUAAAUACCGCAGACGGCCUGCCCUUAGCUGGUUUGCACAGGUCCUAAAGAAUCGCACUAACACUAAGAAAAAGGCCCUCACACUGAAACAGCGAAUCUUCAUGUUGCUGUUAGUUGGAGUGAUUGGUUUCUUCACCCUCAUCAUCAUCAUGGCCAAACUGGGUCGGGCCUCUGCUGAGUCAGACCCGAACCUGGAUCCCAUGCUGAAUCCCAACAUCAGGGUAGGCAACAAGUGAUGGAUCCACUUCCUGCUAAAGCUCACUGUGUGGAUUCAGCGUGGAGUUUGACUUUACUGGUAAAACAUGAACUGGAAAUGCUGGAGAAAGAAUGCUCCUCAGGAUUCUGGGACUAGUGUGAAGAUACUGCUAUUUGGAUUGUGGGAGGAAAGUGUGACUUAGUGGUCAACCUGAGUGAAGAUGGAGAUGGUCAAGAAGUUGUUGCACAACAAAUCUCCUGUUUCUCUUGAGUGAGAUGAUAUAGGCUCUAUAAAAGUGUGUGUGCAACUGUGUUUCAUUCAGCUAUGUAAUUUCCCCUGGCAUACCCUUCUUAAAAUUGGGAUCAAAGAUUUUAUGUCACUUUAAUUAUUCUUUAUAAUAUGCACAGAACUCAUUAGGAUCAUACAUGGAAUUGGUGAGAUUAUUGCUGCUUUGAGAAUUUAUGGAUAUGAGGUGUCAGUUUGUUUUGUUUUUAGUUGAUUUUGAUUGCCUUUAUUAAUUGCUAAUUCAGUUAGUAAACCCUCUGCCUGUGAAUAGGCUUUUGCAGAUUUAUACUUCUCUUUGAAGUGGACUGUAUGGACUGUAAAACUGAUUUACUAAAGCAUUUAGAAAAGUGUUUUGGUUGGCAUAUUGCAAAAUGCUUUAGUAGAUGCAGCCUUAAAUAGACAGAUGCAAACUGUACAUGGUGAAUGGAAUGUCAGGGCCAUAUUUCAUUCAAAAAUUAUAUUUUGUAUUAUAGAAAUGAAGCCUAUUUUAGGGCUGUUACAUUUUCUUUUUACAUUGUGACAUUAUUGUUGUAAAAAUUAUAUUUUCUUCCUAUAUUUUCAUUACUGUUAUGAAAAAAUACUCAACACAGUAAUGAUAAUCAACUCAAACUUUUUUUAAUCAGCACAAAUUCAGUGCAGUACAAGAAAUAUCAUAAUGCAUACCUACAAUUUUACUUUAUAAAUGUACUGUACAAUUUAAAUUAUAUAUCAUUUUUUGUUAGCAUUAAUUAAUUUUUUCUUUCACUAUGGAGAAUUCAGACUUUUUUUUAUGCAAAAUAUAAUUCAUUAUUUAUAUUCUUUAGAGAAAGAAAUGUAUUAUUUUCUUUUGAUGUGAAAUAUGACCCGAACAUGUUCUUGACAGAUUCACACAAACAGCCUUUGUACGGAAGAAUUUAAAGUGUAAUGUAUAUGUUUGCAAAACUCACCCCAGCAAUCCAAAGCUCAUAUGUAUCUGGAGAUAAACAUUGAUAUUCUGGUAUUAUUUGCUAUUCUUAAAUAUCCUUGUUGCAUUUCUUGACUGCAACAAAUUUAGAGACUGUCUUUAUCCUUCAGCUCCAACGGCAUUCAAGAAGGUGACCAUCUGGGUUUGCCCUACAGAGAUUGCUUACUGGAGUGCCUACCAUAAUAUUUACAUCAUCUCUGAUUGUGGUUUAUAACAUGUUUUUUUGCAAUUUGCGUUUCUGUGUCUAUGGAUUUCCACUUUUUUGUCAUAAUUCAGCGAUAUUAUAUUAUAGUGAUAUUAUAAUAUUGGGUCAAUCCAU